ACAUUGUUCGUCGCGCCAAAAUGUCAAACAAAACAUAACAAACAGUGAAACCAUUGUGAAAAGAUUCUAAAGGGAUUGUUGUUUAUCAGAAUCAUUUUUAUUCAAAAUUUUUGUCGCAACAACGGCGAACCUAUUAAAAAUCUACAGAAAUCGAAACUUGCAGGCAUCAAUCAAGAUGGAGAAAAUGGAGGAAUCGACAGAGUCCACAGUCACUGAAGAAACGGAGCUGUUGGAUUUCCCAGAUGAGAUCUUAUUGAACAUCAUGAUCCAUAUGAACGAUACAACUCUCCUGAAUAUGGCUCUCGUUUGCGAACGCUUGAAAGCCAUUGCUAAAGAGGCGUUCACAAAGAAGUACAACGGUACAAACCAAAGCAGUUACUUCGAAGUCAACAUAUCCCAUCGAAAUCUGAUGGUCGAACGCGAACAAUACCAGCCGUUGUUCAGUACAUUUGGCGAGAAUAUGGUUGCAAUUUACAUUUGGUUUUCUCGCGGUAAUGUAGCCCGUAACCAUUGGAUCUUUGCAAUGAUUCGACGGUUCUGCAUCAAUUUGUCAAAGAUUGAAAUUGGAGGGGGUGAUGAAGUUGAUCUGUUGAAAAUGUUUCGAUCGCUUCCAAAGCCAUCGCUCACACAUCUUGCUGUCUUAUACACAAACGCUGCAGAUACAAAUUGGUCAGAAUAUCGACACCCAAAUUUGAUCAAAUUCCAUGUAGAUGAGGGGUGCAACUUUGAGCAACAGGAAAUCGUUGAUUUCAUCAGCACAAAUACUCAAUUGGAAGAAAUACAUCUCAAAAAUGUGGAGGUCGAUAACUACGUACCAAUCCUCGAAGCAAUCGGAAACAAGUGCGAAAACUUUCGCAAAUUGGAAAUCAUGGAUUGGCAUCGAGAUAUGGUGUGGAACAGCGAAAUGAUCGAUAUUCUAUGCAAAUUGUCCUCACUCAACUGCCUGGAGAUCAAUGCGCAUGGUCUGAAGCUUGGCCAACUUGAAUCGCUGGUCCGACGAUUGCCAAACCUAUCGUCACUUCGUCUAAAUCACACUGCUGCCACUUCGGAAAUCUACGAAAAUCUCACACGAGCAGUUUCAAUUUGCCAACGCAUUUCCGAACUCAAAAUUCGAACCAAAGAUCCCGAUUUCGCAAUGUUGACCAACGAAUUACUCACUUACAUCGCUGAUGAAAUAAUGAUUAGUAACAAAAUGGUAGUGCUCAAAGAAGCUGAAGAUGAGAUAGUCAUUGUCAAAGGAGAGGUGCAGCGAAAUAAGGUCAUCGUCUACAAGCAUGAUGCUACCGACGGUAACCAGCCAGCAACAAAUUUCUUGGAUCUGAAUGACGAUUGUUUGGCCAAAAUCAUCGAGUUCCUCAAACCAAAACACCAUUGCGCAUUGUACGAUACUUGCCAACGAACCCGCAAAGCAGUCGAGGAAUUCUAUAGCAAAAAUGUAUUCUGUGCUCGCUUCACUUCGAAAGAAGUCACUGAGAGCAUUUUGUGGUGUUUGGGAAAGCAGAUCCGGUUGAUGAAGCUCAGUCGAUAUUGGAUUUCAACGCGAAACGAGUUCGAAGAACUGUGGCGACGCAUCAAUCAGUACUGUAUCAAUUUGAACCAACUAACCAUUGUAGCUCGGAUAAAUCGUAAUGGUGAUGAUUUUGUGACUCAAGUGGACUGUGAAUGGCCAUCGGCGGAGAAGUUGAUGUUCACCACGUACCGAGUCGACUAUGAAACUUUGUGCUCAAUAUUCUGUCCAUCGUUGACUCAUCUGGAAGUCAGCAAUCUUCGAAUCGAUGGCAAUAUUUUGGACCAUGGUGAUCACUUUCGUCAUCUGACCGUAUUGAAAUUUGGCUACUACAAUGAAAGUGUCAAGAAAUUUCUGUUGGCCGUAGAUGACAAGGUACUAUACGAACAAAUCCAAGAGCUAUCGAUUGGGUCACAGCAUUUUAUGGCUGAAUCAGAUGCAGAUGAUGAAACGGACGAUGAUGAUGAUGACGAACCGAGCCAGGAUGUCGUUGAGCUCGUAAGCAUUGUUCCACGUUUUCGGAAAUUAACCAAAUUGAAGUUAAUUGUUCCUGGUGUCAAUCGGUGCAACACAAAGUAUUUGUUCCAAAAUUGCACAAAACUGGCGCACUUUGGAGUUUGGUGCAAAGACGAUCUUCUAUCUGGUGAACUGUUCGAGCACAUCAUGGACAAUUGUUUGCACAUUGGUACCAUUCGAUUAUUUGGCCAUGGAAUCUACGGAGGUCUUUUACAAAUAGUCAGCGAGAUGUUCCCAAAUGCAUCAGUUGAGGUCGCCAUUUAGGACAACAUAAUAUUAUCGGUUACUGAUGAAGAUCCAGUUGUAUCAAGCUACAUCCUAGAGCUACAUUAUUCAAAAGAGCAAUUAGAUUUAAGGGAAAACCAAACAGUUUGCGGGCCAGAAAUAGUUUAUUGAAUACUUUUCGACGCAUCGAUACACAUACGAUUUACUAAACGUAAACGUGAACCUAAACUAAAACUAUUCAAGAAUAGUAAAAUAUUUGAAAUAUUAAUGGUUUGAUGAGCUUUUUUAUUAAUUCUAAGAAUUUGUAAACAAUCGUGUGUGUGUGCAUCUCUCGCGUGAAGAGUUUGAUGACAGACAGAAAAAAAGAAGAAUCAUUUUCAACACUAUUCUUGAAACAAUUUUCUCCAUAAAAACGUCCCUCCAAACAAUUUCAUUAACAUUUUUUUCUGAUUUCCUUUGCAAAAAAAAAUGUUUAUGUAUAUUUGUAAGCUUUCACAUUGGAACGUCUAAAUAAAGUGCCAAAUUAUAUUCAAUGGUUAGUUAGUUAUCAUUAAGAUAAGUCUGGUUAGAGACUGACGACAAAACUCAAACAAAACUUAGUUCCUCACUUAUUUCUACUAGAUGAGAAUAUUAAAAUGUUGGAAACAUUUGUUGUUUGGAUGAAAGUACAAAAUAAUAUGCAAAUAAAUUCAUUUAAUGUGCUCUUUAUUCAUUGAUUUUUGCAGCGUUAAAAAAUAAUAAACUCUCAUUACAAAUCUGAUUUGGUUGACUACUAA
Molecule: messenger RNA, 3024 nt
Organism: Sitodiplosis mosellana (orange wheat blossom midge)
Lineage: Eukaryota; Metazoa; Arthropoda; Insecta; Diptera; Cecidomyiidae
Exons: 3
Coding region: 176-2287 (703 amino acids)
Molecular function (GO): protein binding
Source: RefSeq, a predicted model, not a curated record